CCCAAUUCCUAGGGAGCCCUUUGCGUUUUCGGGGUCCCCUCACUCCAGAAAAAUCACACAGCCUUUGGCUUUCCUCUUCCCACACCCGCUCACUGUUCCGCAGGACCGCUGGGCGACAGAGCUAUGGACAAGCGUCUGCAGGAGGCUCAGCUGUACAAGGAGGAAGGGAACCUGCGUUACCGGGAAGGGAAGUACCGAGAUGCUGUGAGUCGGUACCAUCGAGCUCUGCUUCAGCUACGGGGUCUGGAUCCCAGUCUGCCCUCCCCGAUACCUGAUCUGGGACACGAGGGCCCGGCUCUCACCCCUACCCAAGAACACAUGCUGCACACCACCCAGACAGACUGCUACAACAAUCUAGCGGCCUGCCUCCUUCAGAUGGAGCCAGUGAACUAUGAACGAGUGAAAGAAUACAGUCAGAAGGUCCUGGAACGGCAGCCUGACAACGCCAAGGCCUUGUAUCGGGCCGGAGUAGCCUUCUUCCACCUGCAGGACUAUGACCAAGCUCGGCACUACCUCCUGGCUGCUGUCAACAGGCAGCCGAAAGAUGCCAACGUCCGGCGGUACCUGCAGCUGACACAGUCGCAGCUCAGCAGCUACCAUCAGAGAGAGAAGCAGCUCUACGUGGGCAUGUUUGGUUAACAGAGGAGAAGGACGCUUCUCCACGUGAACUUUGGUGAACGGUGAACCAGUGAAGUCUCAUCCAGUGGAACCUGGCCUCGCAGGAGACACAGCCUCAUACCUCUGACCCAGGUGUCUUUCUGUCUUGAUUCUAGUUCUGCACAAACUCUCAACUACUUACACAGUCUGCCCUUUUUUUUUUUUUGUCUGUCCAUCUAUAUAUUUGUAUAGCUUUUAAAACAUGGAAUUCUUAUGGCCAUUUGCCCUGAGAAUUACAACCAGAAUAUAUUCAUCACCUGUGUGUGGAAUUAAUCAUAUCUACAGCGUAGAUUCUAAUGAUGGAUGUUGUUAGAUGUAUUCAUACACAGAGGAGAAGUUUAGCAGGGGAUGAAGUAAUGAUAGACAGAAAGGAGUUUCUUCCGUUGUUUCCUCAGAUGCCCAACGCCAAAGUUAGACAGGCCAGAAACUGGGCAGUAUAUUUCUUUUGUGAAACUAGACAAUUACAAAUUGGGCCCGCAUGUCUUAAAAUGAAAGGUUUCAAAUUAAGUGAAUUCCUUAUUUUUAAUAUUCCACAUAUAUUCAGAUUCUUCUUCCCCUACAAAAGUAUCUGGCUCCUAUUGUUUGGGUAAUUUCCGGUCAUCGAUGGUGUUUAUAUUCAGAUCAUUAGAGUAGACUUAUUUAAUUUUUCAUUAAACUCUUCUAUUUUAAGAUCUCUGGAGUGGAGCACUUAAGUAUUUAUUUAAUAAUCCUUCUACCCUCAUGCUACAAAAACACCCAAGUAAACAGUUUAGUUUUUAAUAAGUGCGUUGCUAUAGUCUGCCUGUUUCUCUGAAACACUUAGGAAAGACAGAUUACUAAGUCUAGAAACAGUACCAUGGAAGAGCAGGAUACAAACAUAAACCUGUUCUUCACCUGUCACCUUGUAUUCCGCCAGAGCCCAGUUCCCCUUCAGAGGAGGGAACCAAUGGGGAAGGUUCUCCUUCCUUAGUGCCUUUUACGUACUUUCUGGAAGCUGUGUGGGCACCAGUGCAGGCUGCGGAUCUGAUGCAGCCAUGGCUCAGGAGGAGGCUCCAUCAACCAGGAGCUCCGCUGUCCGCCCAUCACUUGUGAAGAAUGUGCACAGUGUAGGAGCUGUACAGAGCAGGGGAGACCGGCUAGCACUGCCUCCCUCUGAGUGGAGCUGGUCAUAAGCAGGUGCCGUUAGCCAUCACACAGCCACCGACUGCGGAAAGAACACCUCAGUCUUGCCAAACGUGCUAAGUUCUUCUCCCUUCAUCAGCAGCUCCCCCCAUCCCCAUAAAACAGGCUCCUCUGUGUCUCCCUCUGCCCCUCAAUAAUGCAGCCGGCAGCUUACAACACAGCCUUCUUCUACCAAAUAAUCCUAAUGAGUCCAAGGACAGAGCUAACAAAAGUAGAGUAUUUUAUUCCUUUCCCAAGCCUCUUCCAUUGCUCUAUCUAGAUUGUUGACAAAAUGUUGUCAUGGUUGCAUGUUUUGUUUGUUUUGGGCUGUUUUUGCUUCCUGAUUUCACUUUUGUUUGUGGUUUGUUUUUUCAAGACGAUGUCACAGUGAGCUAUCUUCAGUAUCAAUGAGGAAAAAAUAAAACUGAUAUUUAAAAAUGAA
Eptesicus fuscus (big brown bat) is the source of this 2239-nucleotide messenger RNA. RefSeq names its product tetratricopeptide repeat domain 9C (gene TTC9C). NCBI's taxonomy places the organism in Eukaryota, Metazoa, Chordata, Mammalia, Chiroptera, Vespertilionidae. Gene Ontology annotation, molecular function: protein binding. The record is from RefSeq and is a predicted model, not a curated record. The transcript is spliced from 4 exons. The coding region runs from base 124 to 639 and encodes 171 amino acids.